AUGGCUCAAAAUUAUGUAGACAUAGUACCAUGGAGGUUGUACUUCGACGGUUCAAGACAUAAGAACGGAUCUGGGAUGGGGGGAGUCAUAAUUUCUCCAGAUGGAAUUCCAGCAGAGUUCAAAUAUAGAAUUGAAGGAGUAUGCACAAACAAUGAAGCAGAGUAUGAAUCUUUGAUCACAGGAUUUGAACUUCUGAUAGAAUUGGGGGCAAGGAAUGUCGAAAUUAUGGGAGACUCUGAGUUAGUAAUUAAACAUGUAUCAAAAGAAUACAGGUGUGUCAAAGAAAAUUUAAUCAUGUAUUUUGUGAUCACCAUCAGACUACUCAAGAGAUUUGAGCAAGUAAGCCUCCAGCAUAUACCACGGAAAGAGAAUCAGAGAGCAAACGAUUUGGCGCAGGAAGCUUCAGGGUAUAAAGCGUCGAAAGACCAGAAUGAAGAAGAGGUUCAAGUAAGAGAGAAGGUACGAGCAACAUUGUUAUCACCAUCAGAUUUGUCGAUUAUAAAGUUAGGAGUUGUACAUAGAUAUCAUUUUGAAAUUCUGACCGUCGACGACGGGGGAGAAAACGAUUGGCGCAAGCCGUUAGUCGAUUAUUUACGUAAUCCUAUAGGGUCGACAGAUCGAAAGGAAUGCCAAUUGCAUGGGGGCAUACAACAUAUGCCUAUAAGCGAGUUGCAUACAAUUGUGAAGCCCUGCCCUUUUCGAGGAUGGGCAUUGGAUGUGAUUGGAGAAAUAAAACCAGCUUCAUCAAAACAGCAAAGAUUUGGUAUCCCAGAAAUGAUUACAACCGACCAAGGGUCAGUUUUUACUGGUCGAAAGAUGCAAGAUUUUACAAAAGAGAUGGGAAUCAAAUUAUUGACUUCUACCCCAUAUUACGCACAGGCAAAUGGCCAAGUCGAAGCGGCCAAUAAAGUGAUCAUUAGCCUAAUAAAGAAGAAUGUAGUGUUACCAGUAGAGAUUCAGGUUCAUGCAGUCAGAAUCCAGAGGCAACAUGAAAUACCUUCUGAAGAUUACUGGAGUAUGAUGGUAGACGAACUGGUCGAGUUAAAUGAGGAAAGAAUGUUAGCCUUGGAUUCAUUACAAAGGCAGAAAGGAAAAGUCUCCAGAGCCUACAAUAAGAAGGUGAAGGGAAAAAUGUUUGUUGUCAACGAUUUAGUUUGGAGAGUGAUUUUGCCUAUGGAUAAAAAUGAUAAAGUCUUGGGCAAAUGGUCCCAAUUGGGAAGGAUCGUUUAA
This is a messenger RNA of Lathyrus oleraceus (garden pea), 1230 nucleotides long. RefSeq lists its product as uncharacterized. The record is from RefSeq and is a predicted model, not a curated record. Gene Ontology annotation, biological process: DNA integration. The transcript is spliced from 4 exons. Lineage: Eukaryota; Viridiplantae; Streptophyta; Magnoliopsida; Fabales; Fabaceae. The coding region runs from base 1 to 1230 and encodes 409 amino acids. Gene Ontology annotation, molecular function: RNA-DNA hybrid ribonuclease activity; nucleic acid binding.